AUGCAGCAUGAUGUGGCCGUUCAAAGAGCAUCACUUCCUUUGAGGAACAAAAUUUUGGUAGCCUUCAGUCAUGAGGUAGCAAACAAAGAUGAUAUAUUAUCGAAAGUCUUUAGUUCUAAUGUCAGUGCCGGCAGUCAAAUAUAUCGAGAUGUGAAAUGGUCAACUAAAUACUACUCGGUGCUAUUUGAUGUCUAUAUUGAUAUCUUCGACGAUUUGAGUGAAUGGUUGAGUGAAUUUUGUAGUUCAGAUUAUCACGAACUUCAGCAAGUACUGGCUGGUUUUAUAGUAGUGAUGCCAUGUAAGGAAAAGGAUGAUGUACGUAAGAUCUUGCAACUAGAACAAUGCAAGGAUUUUGAAGGCAGUUUUGCCGCUAUCUUGGCUACGAAAGUUAGCUUUAGCAAUGAGAUGCUGUGUCUUCUGGAAGAAGAGUUGGUUGUUAAAGGUAUCGAAAUGACGGUGGACCAGGAGAUUGCCGGAAGUGGUUUUGAAAAAUUCUGCGGAGUUGAAAGAAUUAGAGAGAUGAUCGACACUUAUGAGUGGCCUGUGGAUAUGGUGCAGCUGAACCACAAUACUGUCGCAAAAGAGCCACCCCUUACAGUACCAGAGAUUCCUUUGGAGGAAGUAUUAAGCAAAUUGCAUGAGGCAAGAGCAAAAUAUUUGGGUAUGGAUUCAAGUGCAGAGGGAGAGAAAUUUGCCAAAGAUGUUGCUGAAGAACUGGGUAAGUACUUAUAA
Molecule: messenger RNA, 732 nt
Organism: Lachancea nothofagi CBS 11611
Lineage: Eukaryota; Fungi; Ascomycota; Saccharomycetes; Saccharomycetales; Saccharomycetaceae
Source: the annotation of a GenBank genome assembly